Molecule: messenger RNA, 2577 nt
Organism: Suncus etruscus (white-toothed pygmy shrew)
Lineage: Eukaryota; Metazoa; Chordata; Mammalia; Eulipotyphla; Soricidae
Gene: IL12RB2
Product: interleukin 12 receptor subunit beta 2
Exons: 15
Coding region: 1-2577 (858 amino acids)
Biological process (GO): cytokine-mediated signaling pathway
Cellular component (GO): signaling receptor complex; external side of plasma membrane; membrane
Molecular function (GO): cytokine receptor activity; cytokine binding
Source: RefSeq, a predicted model, not a curated record
AUGGCCUCUACAUUUGGAAGGUGCUCAUUGGUCCUUAUUCCUUUAACCAUAUGGCUAUUGGUUAAAGCCAGUGUGGAUGUAUGCCCGAGAGGAGACUUGACUGUGAGGCCUUUCCUAGUCAUUCCCCUCGGAUCCUCCGUGAAUAUUUCCUGCUCUUUGAAGCCCAAACAAGGCUGCUCCGACCCAAACUUCAACCAGCUAAUCCUCUACCAGGCAGAGCACAGAAUCAAUACUCAGCGUGGGCACCUUCUCAGUUCUCAAGUCAAGGGACUUCCCCUGGGCACGACCUUGUUCAUCUGCAAACUAACCUGUAACAGAAGAGAGGAGCGACAAGUGUGCGGGGCUGAGGUCUUCGUCGGUGUGACCCCAGAAGAGCCUCGAAGCUUAUCUUGUAUGCAGAGUGGAAAACAUGGGACUGUGGCCUGCACAUGGGACCGAGGACGAAACACCCACCUAAUUACUGUGUAUACUUUACAGUUAAAUGGACCAAGAAAUUUAACUUGGCAAAAGCAGUGUAAUAAUCCUAAUUGCGACCAUAUGGACCUUGGGAUCAACCUGGCCUCAGAGGCCCCUGAAUUCAACUAUACUGCCAAGGUCACUGCAACCAAUAAGCUUGGCCGAGCUUCUUCCUUGCCGUCCACAUUCACAUUCUCGGACAUAGUGAGGCCUCUUCCUCCAUGGGAUCUCAGCAUCCAGUAUGUCAAUGGUACUGCGAGCAAGUGUCUUCUUCAGUGGAGGGAUGAAGAGAUGGUGCAGCUUAAUAGACUUAGAUAUCGGCCCCAUCACAGCAGAUCUUGGAAUAUGGUCAAUGCUACAAAUGCUAAAGGAAGAUAUGACUUGUUGGAUCUGAAACCAUUUACAGGAUAUGAAAUUCAAAUUUCCUCUAAGCUGCAUCUUUAUAAAGGUAGUUGGAGUAAUUGGAGUAAAACAUUGCAAACCCAAACUCCAGAAGAAGAACCUACUGGGAUGUUAGAUGUUUGGUACAUGAAACAGGACAUAGAUCACAAAAGACAACAAAUUUCUCUUUUCUGGAAGAACCUGAGCAUUUCAGAGGCCAGAGGCCAGAUCCUCCACUAUGAGGUAACCUUGCAGGAUGAGACUGGAGAGGAGCCUCCCCAAGAGAGCACUACCAAGCACACCUCCUGGAGCACCAUGGUUCCCAGAACUGGGCACUGGGCAGCAACAGUGUCUGCAGUGAACUCCAAAGGCAUUUCCCUGCCAACCCGUAUUUCCAUAACGGACCUAUGUGGAGUCGAAUGGCUGGCCCCUCGUCAGGUCUCUGCCCACUCAGAGGGCACAGACACCAUCAUGGUGACAUGGGAAGCUCCAGAUAAUGCAACCUCUUCUGUCCAGGAAUAUGUGGUGGAGUGGCAGGAGCUCUGGCCCAAGGGUGACAUCCCCACCCUGGACUGGCUGCGGAGUUCCCCCUACAACAGGUCUGCUGGGAUUUCAGAGAGCCUAAAGCCCUUUGUCUGUUAUAAAUUCCGGGUGCAUGCGCAGGCUGGGUACCAGAGAGGAUGUGGCUCCAGCCGGGCUGACAUCCAGAGUAAAGCACCUCGGAGGGGGCCCCACAUUCAUUCCAUCGCAGAGGAAAAGGGCCACGUUUUUAUUUCGUGGGAUGGAAUUCCAGCUGAAGAUCAGAUGGGUUGCAUCCUUCACUACCGGAUAUACUGGCAGGAGCAGGAUUCCAGGUCCCAGCCACACCUCCAAGAAUUUCCCUAUCAGGACUCCCCAAAUUCACACCCCAUAGACAGCCUGCAGCCCCAAGUGACAUACAUCCUGUGGAUGACCGCCCUGACAGCUGCUGGGGAAAGUCCUCAAGGAAAUAAAAGGGAAUUCCGGCUGCAAGGUAAAGUCAGAUGGAUCCUGUUGGUGGCCUCAGGCAUCUGCAUAGCCAUCCUCAUUGCGGGCAUUUGCUCAGUGCGGCGCUUCCGGCAAAAGGCAUUUGUUCUCCUGACCACCCUCAGGCCUCAGUGGUGGAGCCGAGAAAUUCCAGACCCAGCAAACAGCUCUUGGGCAAAGAUACAUCCCACAGUGGAGGAAACAACACUGCUGCAAGCCACCUGCCUCCUGACAGGCUGGCUCACCUGUGAAGAGCCUGAGCCUCUGGUCAUCAAUGAAGUCCUUAGUCAAGCGACCUCAACCCACAGACAUCCCCAAUGUCCCAACUUGCCAGAAAAAAGACAAGAAAUCCAAAAUCACUGUACCCCCGAAGAUCGAGUGUAUGAUGCCCCGAGUUCAGCCCCCUCAGGUGGUCUCACAACAGAGGCGGGGGAACUAGUAGAGCUAUACAAGAUGUUGGGGUGCAGGGGCCCAGACUCAAAGCCAGGAGACCCACCCAGCCCCUUAACAAUCCUUCCUGUGGGCUACCUUCCCACCCAGGAAGGCUACUUACCCUCCAACAUAGCAGACCACCCUGCACAGGCAGCUCCCACAACUGACAGUCCAGAACAGGGACCUCAGCACAUCUCUCUCUCGAUUUUCCCCUCAAUUUCUCUUCACCCGCUCCCCCUUUCCUAUGGUGAGAAGCUGACUCUGGACCAGCUGAAGAUGCGCCGUGACUCACUUGUGCUCUGA